AUGCUUCGCUCCCAGGUGCGGGUACUCCUGGUGGCUUUGUUCUCCUCUGUGCUGCUGGUGCAGGUCAGCGGUGCUCCACGCAGGAACAUGCUGACAGAAUCACUGAGAGCAGACCUCGCAAACGACAAGGAUCUCGCUCGCUUGCUCUUGCUGAAGUUUGUGUCUGAGCUGAUGGCAGUGAGAGUGGACCAGAUGCUGCCGGAGCUGGAGGAGGAAGAGGUGGGAGUCAGGGAGGAGGUGAUGCGGCGACACAUUCCCUUCUCUCAAAGAGAGCGCAAAGCAGGCUGCCGCAAUUUCUUCUGGAAGACGUUCACCUCCUGUUAA
Toxotes jaculatrix (banded archerfish) is the source of this 324-nucleotide messenger RNA. RefSeq names its product somatostatin 5 (gene sst5). Gene Ontology annotation, cellular component: extracellular region. The record is from RefSeq and is a predicted model, not a curated record. The coding region runs from base 1 to 324 and encodes 107 amino acids. NCBI's taxonomy places the organism in Eukaryota, Metazoa, Chordata, Actinopteri, Toxotidae. The transcript has 2 exons. Gene Ontology annotation, molecular function: hormone activity. Gene Ontology annotation, biological process: regulation of cell migration.